UAAGCGUGAGUAGUGAGUACAAAAUAAAUAUCAUUUAAUCAGAGAAAGAAAAAAUUGUGACCCCUUCAAGAUUCGGUAGAAUCCUUAUUCCUCACAACAUGACGAAGUUUGCCACUCUCAAGUCUCAAUACGAGGAGUGAGAGAAGUCGUAGGAAGUAGGAACACACUACACGCAACAACAUAUCCAGAUUCACUCAUUCAUCAUCAUCAACUAUCUCCAUAAUCCACGCUUACUAGUCAAUACCAUGUGUCAAUACCAUGUGUCAAUAUGAUACACCUUUUCUUCUUCUCACUAUUCACUGGCUCUGCACCACCACUUUCAUCUUCCGUUUGGUAAGAUCAAAUAAGAAAAAUCCCACCUGUUGCUUGUCUUCUUGAGAAAAUCACUGUUUUGUUAAUACCCAUGUGCUAUAUUCAUGUUAUUCCCGACAUCACAUGUUCAAAAGUUGAUUUGGCACCCUUGUUAGAUCUCAGGGUGAUUUACGUUGUGUCACGAGAUUUUCUGAGGUUUUGAUGACCAUGUCGUAAAUUCCACCCCUUUGUGUUCAGUGUUGACUUUAUUUGCAUUCAAAAUUGGAUCUUACAAGGGGGUGGUUGGUUGCCAUAGAAGAUUUGAUUUGAUUUGAUUUUAUGUUAUUUUGUUUUGUUGGUUUUAAUUUGUAAGGAAGAUGCAAUCAAGGGGUGUGCCCCUUGAAGAGGGAAAGGAAAGGAGCAACCAGUCCAAGGGUUUGCCUUUGAGACCACUGAAGCUACUUGUGUUGUUUCUAGCUCUAUGCGUUGUGUUCUCUGUCAUUAGCAUAUACACUGUUAAGCAUUUUGGAAUUGAGAGUGUGGUCACCACAGUGAGUUCGAGUUUUCAGCCAUGUUAUGAUGAGGAGCCAGGUGGUUUGGAUAAGUGGAUUAUGCCACCUUUGAAGCUGAUCCACAAUAUGAGUGACAAAGAACUGCUGUGGAGGGCUUCCUUUGUUCCUAGGAUCAAGGUUUACCCUUAUCCAAGGGUUCCCAAGAUUGCAUUCAUGUUCCUGACCAAGGGACCAUUGCCUCUGGCACCCCUUUGGGAGAGGUUUCUCAAGGGACAUGAGAAGCUUUUUUCCAUAUACAUUCAUUCAUUGCCCUCAUUUCAACCUCAGUUUCCUCCUUCAUCUGUCUUUUACAACAGGCAAAUCCCUAGCAAGAUUUCUGAGUGGGGAAGGAUGAGCAUGUGUGAUGCUGAAAGAAGACUCCUUGCUAAUGCAUUGCUUGAUAUCUCCAACGAGUGGUUCAUUCUGCUAUCUGAAUCAUGCAUUCCCCUCUACAAGUUCAGUUUUGUCUAUCAUUACUUAAUGAAAUCCAAACACAGCUUCGUUGGUGCGUUUGACGAUCCGGGUCCAUUCGGAAGAGGGCGCUACAACGAGAACAUGGCCCCCCUGGUGAACAUCACCAAGUGGCGCAAGGGCUCUCAAUGGUUCGAAGUAAAUCGAAAGCUUGCCAUCAACAUCGUUGAGGACACUACAUUUUAUCCUAAGUUCGAACAAUAUUGUCGGCCGGCUUGUUAUGUGGACGAGCACUACUUCCCCACCAUGCUCACCAUUCAAGCAGGAAAUGUGUUGGCAAAUAGGAGCAUAACUUGGGUGGACUGGUCUAGGGGUGGAGCUCACCCAGCAACGUUUGGAAGAGCAGAUAUCACAGAAGAGUUUUUCAAUAGAGUUCGUGGAGGUCACAAAUGCCUAUACAACAAUAGGAACUCUUCAGUUUGUGUUCUUUUUGCCAGAAAAUUUGCUCCCAGUGCUUUGGAACCUUUGUUACAUAUGGUGGAUUCAAAGGUAUUGGACUUCUGAGUUUUGACAAAUAUUCACACUCUCCAUUGCAAUUAAGGGAAAACAAUAUAGAUGUAGAAUAAAGUCCUUAGAAACUAGUAAAAUUCAUUAUAUGUCAUGACAUGAUAAUGCUUGAUUGGAGUGUGCUAGGUGGUAGAGUGAUCCCAUUUCAUAUACAGAUUCGAGUCAUUUUUGAAUGUACAAAGGAGACGUAUUUGAUCAUUUGAGCAUACUUUUUUUUUAAUAUUCAUUGCUGGGAUCUUUGCUUUUA
This is a messenger RNA of Cajanus cajan (pigeon pea), 2067 nucleotides long. NCBI's taxonomy places the organism in Eukaryota, Viridiplantae, Streptophyta, Magnoliopsida, Fabales, Fabaceae. The record is from RefSeq and is a predicted model, not a curated record.